AUGACAAAAAGUCCAACUCUUGUAGAUUUGACCUGUGCAACAACAACCACCGCAUUCAUCAUGAUACCGUCGACCGAUUCUGAAUCGUCCUCCUCCAUGACCACAACAACACCCUUGAAUGACACACAAGAAACAACAACAAUAACUCCAUCCAUACAACAACAUGAUGAUCCUUCAAUGAGGACAACCACAACAACAACAACUUCUACUCCUACUACAACCACUAAUCAUACUUCUCUAACUAAUAAUCAUUCUUCAUCUCCUCCUCUCAAUUACUCGAUACUCGUUGGUCCUCCCAUCGUUUCUGCUCAAGCCAUUGCCAAUGGUUGUAAAUCGUGUUAUACUCGACCUCCUCACUUGAAAGCCAAAUGUUGUGGUCCAGGAAAGGCGAAACUUUUCAAGAAGAAGUCGAAAAUUCUCAAUGUCGUGGUUUCAUCGACGACCAUGAUGACUUUGACUACUACCGGAGGUACUACUACUACCGAAGGAAUCACCAUGAUGCAAGAAGAACCAAUAGAGGAAGAUGAAACCAUGAAGAGUAGUAGUAGUACCAUGAUGGAUGAUGUUCAUGCUGAUACUCUGCCUCCACUCCACCGCCGUGUUCACGAAAGUGAUGAACAAAAAGGAGACAUGUUGUUGAAGAAUGAAAAUCAGGAAACGAGCAAUUGGACCACAACUACAACAACACCCUCAUCACCAUCCUCAUUAUACCUUCAACAACAACAACAACCUUCCACACUGUUAUUUUCCCAAACUUCUCCUCCUUCGUAUAUCCAUCUCGUUGAAAACAACAACAACACAAAUACAACAACCAUCAAUCAUAAUAACAACCAUCAUGAAUUGUACCAACUCCAUAGCAGUAGUAACAACACAACAACAAUCACUCCUCAUUCCCCACAAUCCAAAUUAUCUACGACGACAACAACGACAACAAGUCGAACACAACUCGGAGUAGAUGCAACCAUUCAUCAUGAUGGAAUUGAAAAACCAUCUCGUAUGCGAUCGGUAUUGAGUGGAUUGUUACAACGAAAGAAUCGAUUAUUGGUUUCUUUUGGUUUUGGAGAUUCAUCGACAACGACGACAACGACGAGUAGUAGUAGUAGUAGCACUAAUACUAGUGAAGAACAUUCAACCAGUGCUCAUGAGAACACCACGACCAAGUAA
Molecule: messenger RNA, 1164 nt
Organism: Naegleria lovaniensis
Lineage: Eukaryota; Heterolobosea; Eutetramitea; Acrasida; Naegleriidae
Exons: 1
Coding region: 1-1164 (387 amino acids)
Source: RefSeq, a predicted model, not a curated record